This is a messenger RNA of Procambarus clarkii (red swamp crayfish), 1156 nucleotides long. The record is from RefSeq and is a predicted model, not a curated record. NCBI's taxonomy places the organism in Eukaryota, Metazoa, Arthropoda, Malacostraca, Decapoda, Cambaridae.
AAACAGGGAGGAAUGGCCGCUAGAUUAUCGAGUAUUUGACCAAUAUUUACAAAUGCAUUCCAUACAAUCAGUCUGGCAGACGAUCAUUUAGCUGGGAGCCGCGGCCGCAGCAACUACCCUCUACCAAGGCGGUCAACUACAGCUGGUCAGCAGACAUCAUAUUUACACAUUCACUGACAUAUAUAUAUAUUUCCACUACCCUCACUGUGGAACUACAGGGCGCACAAUAAAUGAAUGGAAACACAUUACCCACGCCACUGACCCCACCAUGAAGAAGUGUAUCCUCGUCUCUGCUGCCGUAAUGUCCUUAUACCUUAUACCAGGACUGUGGGCCAAGGAAGUGCCGAUGGUGACCUUCCAGGCUGACCUGUGGCCCCGCAAUGACUCCUGGCUCUGGUGGCAGGGGCCGCCCAUCCCCACCAUGACCCAGGUAACAUUCUGCACUCAUCUAACACUCCGCCGAUUGCGCCGCAUGGUGCCUUUGGUCUCCUACUCCACCCUCCGCACCGACAACGAGUUCCUCAUCGUAUUAGACACAAGCUACUCAUCUCUGUAUUUCACCUGCUGUGACCUGCUGGCCUGGAGGAAGCUCAUGACCUUUGAUGUCUUCUACCCUAUCCACAUCUGUCUGGCAGUUGACUUGUCCACUCGGAACCUUACCGUCGUCUUGAAUGAUGAGGUGUGGAGUGAUGUGCUGGAGUACAAGAAACCACUACUGGAGAACGAGACGGGGGCCAUAGUGCAAGGGGGUGGAUACAUGCUGCUUGGGAUUGACCAAGACGAGUAUGGUGGUCUCUUUAAAAGUAUGCAAUCCCUCUGUGGCGACCUCACUGAUCUUCGGCUUUACUCUGUUUUCCUGCCUCUUCAAAAGAUGAUCGAUUUUGUUAGCUGUUUACCCAUGGAAGUCGACCACCAGCCAGUAAUUGAUCUAACACAAAUGCACCUCUUCAUGCAAGCGUUGGAUUGUGCCACAAAACUGGGGGACAUCUGGGACUGCCACAAAACAACAGACAGAAUGAAAAUUUAAUAGAUCUUGUGAUGCCAUACCAAGACAUCUGUGGAGAUGAUUACAUUGAGAGUGUCUGGCUGGGACUGAAAGGAGAUCUCACAACAUAUACCUGGAGGCAUUAUCAGACAUGGCAGAUCCCAUCACUAC